UUGAACCUGAUCAAAAUACGCCAGGCGACGAAAUAAAGUUUCCAUUCUGUGAGCCUUGCAAGGAAUCAAAAACAGAUAUCAAAGCUUCGAGGUAUUGCAAAGAAUGUGAUGAGUACCUUUGCGAAGAAUGCACGGGUAAUCAUCAAACACAGAAGAUGACAAAAGGACAUGAUACAAUCGAUGUUAUUGAAAAGUUGAAGGGCGACAUAAUUUAUUGCGAACCAUGUAAAGAAAGAAACCCCGAAAAGACUGCCCAGAUGUUUUGUCCGACUUGUGAGGAAUACCUUUGCAACGAUUGUGUUGAAACUCACAAAAAAAUGAAAAUGACAAAAACCCACUUGCCCCUCCCAAAAGAGGUUGUUAAAGAACAAUCCAAGCUGUCCGACGAAGCAUUUAUAGAGUGUGAACCUUGUCACCUGGGAAAUAGACGACAACGAGCCAUGAAAUAUUGCCAUGAAUGCAACGAGUAUCUCUGCGCAAAUUGUGUCAUUCUCCAUAAGAGCACAAAAAUAACAAAACAGCACAUACCAGAAUCCAUUGAAAAUCUUCGAAAAGGGCUAUCAUCAAACAAACGCUUUUGUAAUCCUUGCUCUAGUGAGAGCAAAGAGGAGGCAGCAAUGUUUUGUAUGACAUGCGAAGAAUAUCUCUGCGAAACCUGCGUCGCUUACCACAGAAAGCAAAAGGCAACAAAGGACCACGCACUGUCAACAGAUUUAAGCAUCGGAGAUACAGAUGAAGACAAAGAUAUCCCCUGUGACGUUUGCAAGAUUACAAAGACCUUUGCACCAUCUGAAAACUUUUGCGCCGACUGCGAGGAACAUCUUUGUAAACCAUGCACAGAAUUUCACCUGAAAAGGAAGAUUACAAAAGAUCACCAGAUAACUAAGAACGAAGACCGUAAGAUAUCAAAUGCCAUAAACUGCACUGUAUGCCAAGAUGCCGGGUGUAGUUCCACAGCACUUUCAUACUGUAGUGACUGUAUUGAAUAUAUUUGCGAAAAAUGCAAGGAUGUGCAUCAAAGGAAUAAAUUGACGAAAGUUCACCAUUUGGUCACAAGGGAAGAAAUGAAAAAAACGUCGUGUCAGACUUGUGAAAAGUUUGAGGCUGUGGCUUAUUGCAUGAAAUGUGAAGAAAUGAUUUGUUGGCUGUGCAGAAUGAAGCAUAAUAAUACGAAGAUAUUCAAGAACCACGAGCUGGCUCCAGUUACCCAAGGCUAUCACGAUGAAACCAAUUUAUUUUGCGAACUAUGUGAAGAAAGGGACAUAAAAGAAAAGGCCAGCGCCUUCUGCCUUGACUGCGACCGCACACUCCUUUGCUCAAAAUGCGUGAAGAAACACAAAGCUAGAAGGACUACACAGAGCCAUAAUGUGGUUAUGGACUUGGAGAAACUAAAGGAAGAUGGAGAAAAUAAAGAUGAAGCUAAGCGACCAGCCCGAGCACACACUAUAUAACAGAACCCAAGCGUCGCCGAAAG
Messenger RNA from Mya arenaria, 1474 nucleotides. RefSeq lists its product as uncharacterized. Gene Ontology annotation, biological process: positive regulation of DNA-templated transcription. Gene Ontology annotation, cellular component: nucleoplasm; chromatin. The transcript has 2 exons. Lineage: Eukaryota; Metazoa; Mollusca; Bivalvia; Myida; Myidae. Gene Ontology annotation, molecular function: zinc ion binding; ubiquitin-protein transferase activity. The coding region runs from base 156 to 1451 and encodes 431 amino acids. The record is from RefSeq and is a predicted model, not a curated record.